This is a messenger RNA of Strongylus vulgaris, 942 nucleotides long. The record is from the annotation of a GenBank genome assembly. Lineage: Eukaryota; Metazoa; Nematoda; Chromadorea; Rhabditida; Strongylidae.
AUGAUUCCUAUCAGAGCAGCUUGUAGUUUGAAUGCAAAUCUUCUUGUUGUCGACAACGUUCUAGCAACACUUGUUAUUCUUCUCACAACAGUUCAUUAUCUGUACUAUUGCAGAGGGGCUGCGAUAGGGAAAUUGGCGAAAAGUGGGCGUGACGUGGGCGAGGUUGAACCACGAUCAUUCUGGAACAUAGAACCUUUUCUUACAGAUUUUAUUGAUUUCAAUGUUUCAACUUUAUCUAUAAUAUGCCUGGAUGAGAGUAAGAACCCAACCCUCUCCUUCGCCCACCUCCUCUUUCAAGAUAGUCGAGUAAAAAAUCCCUUUAGAGCUAUCAAAUUCGUUGGACCUUUUGUUCUGAUGGUUUACACUAUCAUAGCGACAGAUAUUCGGCGUUUUCUUCUGAUUUACGGGAUUUUCCUUAUGGGUUUUUCACAAGGUACUCAUCAAUUUUUAAUUCGUUGGUAUCUCAGUCAAAUGCAAUUUUUAGCAUUUUAUCUGAUAUUCCUUACUUGCGAACGUGCUGAUAUAGAGAAAAAUGGACCAGAUAAAAGCAAAGAUCCAGGCCGCUUUCAAAAUGUCAUUCAAAAUCCUGUGGAAGCGUUCAUCCGCACAUUUAUCUUGACUAUAGGCGAAUUCACAGUUCUGUAUAGGAACUUGGCAAUGUGCCCAGCUAAAAUAAUGCUCUGGAUUGGGAAGGUAGUUUUUCUCAUUUUUGAAUUGGGUGUGUCAAUCCUACAGUUUAAUCUUCUCAUUGCUAUGAUGACCAGAACUUAUGAUACUAUAUUUCGUACAAGGAAAGAGUAUAAACGCCAGUGGGCACAAGUGAUUCUCAUGUUGGAACUGUCAUUGGCGCCUAAAGAUCGCUUAAUGUAUCUUCUGGAAUAUUCACGUCCAACCGGCACCAAUAAAAAGCUACGCAGUCUUGUUGUCAACAAAAACAUCUAU